Molecule: messenger RNA, 417 nt
Organism: Naegleria lovaniensis
Lineage: Eukaryota; Heterolobosea; Eutetramitea; Acrasida; Naegleriidae
Exons: 1
Coding region: 1-417 (138 amino acids)
Source: RefSeq, a predicted model, not a curated record
AUGCCCGAUCAUCAAUCUCAAGGAAGCAACAGCAGAAAUAGUUCCUACCAGCACUCGAACUCCAUCUCCUCCACACACAUACCAAUCUAUCAACCACUCAGUCAAGAAAUACAAUCCAAUCGAUCGAUAUCAACAAAUGAAACUAUUCUUUCGGAUCAACAUUCUCAAGAACAACAAAAUCUCUUAAUCGAAAUUGGUGGUUUGAAAUCCUUGAUGAAACCUUCUCUAAAGAAGAAAAGGGAUGAAGAGAGCACAAACCAACUCAUCAUCGAUGAUGAUUUGGAGGAAAUUGCAUUCCCGAACUGUGUUCACCUUAAGAAGAGUCCCGAAAAGAAAAUAUCGAAACGAACUUUGGUGGAGCAUUUGCACAGCAAAAAUCGAAAGAAAAAUGUAAAGAGGAAGAAGAAGAAGGAUUGA